AUGAUUGGUUAUACGCCUCAGUUUCCAAAUACAGGUGCUGAGUUGCCGACCCCACAAACGGUUUUGAGGCCGGGUGGUCGUGAUGGAUUUGAGGAGUACUAUUUUGAGGGUGCAGAUGCACAGACAAACUUUCGGUCGCCACAGACUCCGCACACGCCACGGCCACCGAACACGCCACCGACGCCACAUGGCUCCACCUCUAGAGGUGUUACGGGCGGCCAUGACUCGAAUGCGAGUGAUUUUCAGGAGUGUUCGUUGCCCCUCAUCAGCCGAAAAGGGAGAAAGUGGAAUUCACUAGAAGAUAGUAACAUAUUUGAUGCCUUCAAGUGUGUCCUCAAGGAUAGAUACAGGGAUCGGAUGAAGCGUAUCAGGAUUAAAUCUGGGGAAAUGGCACGAAAUGAUGGGAAACCCGUCCCCUUAGGUCAUUGUACCUACUUCGAAGGGAUGCAUGACUACCGCCCUGAGCGCGUACCGGAGAAUCAUUGGUCGACAGAUAAGUGGAGAAAGAAUUCAAAAAUUGCUCAGCAGAACCGCAAAGUCGCAGAUGCUAAUGGGUCGACAGCUAGGCACACCGCAGGUAGUAUAGGAUUUGACGAGCACCGUAACAACUUAGAAAAGGUAUUGGGUAAACCACCCACACAAUUUGAUGUUUUCAUGAAGACGCAUGGUACAGCUGAGGCGAAAAAAAGAUAUUUUGCGGGAGAUCAUGAAAAUCUCGAAUAUUGCUCACUAACUGCCAAAGAAGCACAAGAGAUGUAUCUACAGGAGAUGGCCAAAAAACACGGAGAAGACUCUUCAAACCAUAAAGAUGAUGCGAGGGUAUGGGAGGAAAUUCAAUUUAGGAGAAAAGGAAAGAAGAAGGGUGAUAUCUAUGGCAUAGGAGCAUCAGAUAUACAUUUUGUGAUUACUGGGACACCGUCUUCCCAAUCCACCCAAUCCACCCAAUCGGAUAGUACACAACAAGAGGUUGAUAGGUUGCGUGCACAAGUUUCUACCAUGGAACAACAACAACAACAAAUGAAGGAACAAAUGGAAAUGAUUAUGAGGAUGAUGAAUAUGUCUGGAAAUCAACCCCGUGCUCCCCCUGAUAAUCCACCUGAGGACAAUUGA
This is a messenger RNA of Lactuca saligna, 1110 nucleotides long. NCBI's taxonomy places the organism in Eukaryota, Viridiplantae, Streptophyta, Magnoliopsida, Asterales, Asteraceae. The record is from the annotation of a GenBank genome assembly.